AUGACCCUUGGCUUCCUUGAAGUCCAGGCCGGCACCGGGGCAACGACCGCUCAUAUUCUGCAGGCACUGACAUCAGCAUACGGCCAGCGAUUUUAUAGCACCUACGCUUACAGAGACGUGUCGUUUGGCUUAUUCACAGCGGCCAAACAAAGAUCUGCCAAUAAUGCAGCUAUGGAGUAUACCAUUCUACAUGUUUCAUUAGAUCAAGGGUUCAAGCUUGGCAGCUACGACUUGAUCGUGCCGCUAAUCUAA
Messenger RNA from Metarhizium acridum CQMa 102, 252 nucleotides. NCBI's taxonomy places the organism in Eukaryota, Fungi, Ascomycota, Sordariomycetes, Hypocreales, Clavicipitaceae. The record is from RefSeq and is a predicted model, not a curated record.